Mercenaria mercenaria is the source of this 2313-nucleotide messenger RNA. Its product is annotated as Kruppel-like factor 18. NCBI's taxonomy places the organism in Eukaryota, Metazoa, Mollusca, Bivalvia, Venerida, Veneridae. The record is from RefSeq and is a predicted model, not a curated record. The coding region runs from base 1 to 2313 and encodes 770 amino acids. The transcript is spliced from 3 exons.
AUGAAAGGCAACGAACCAGCAUUGUUUGGGACCACCAGAAUCAUUAUAGGCAACGAAGCAGCAUUGUUUGAGACCGCCAGAGUCAUCAUAAGUAACGAAGCAGCAUUGUUUAAGACUGCCAGAGUCAUCAAAGGCAACGAAGCAGCAUUGUUUGAGACUGCCAGAGUCAUCAUAGGUAACGAAGACGCAUUGUUUGAGACCGCCAGGGUCAUCAAAGGCAACGAAGCAGCAUUGUUUGAGACUGUCAGAAUCAUCAUAGGCAACGAAGCAGCAUUGUUUGAGACUGCCAGAGUCAUCAAAGGCAACGAAGCAGCAUUGUUUGAGAAUGCCAGAGUCAUCAUAGGCAACGAAGCAGCAUUUUUUGAGACUGCCAGAGUCAUCAAAGGCAACAAAGGAGCAUUGUUUGAGACUGCCAGAGUCAUCAAAGGCAACGAAGCAGCAUUGUUUGAGACUGACAGAGUCAUCAUAGGUAACGAAGCAGCAUUGUUUGAGACUGCCAGAGUCAUCAAAGGAAACGAAACCGCAUUGUUUGAGACCGCCAGAGUCAUCAAAGGCAACGAAGCAGCAUUGUUUGAGACUGCCAGGGUCAUCAUAGGUAACGAAGCCGCAUUGCAACGAAGAGCAUUGUUUGAGACUGCCAGAGUCAUCAUAGUUAACGAAGCAGCAUUGUUUGAGACUGCCAGAGUCAUCAAAGGCAACGAAGCAGCAUUGUUUGAGACUGCCAGAGUCAUCAUAGGCAACGAAGCAGCAUUGUUUGAGACUGCCAGAGUCAUCAAAGGCAACGAAACCGCAUUGUUUGAGACUGCCAGAGUCAUCAAAUGCAGCGAAGCAGCAUUGAUUGAGACUGACAGAGUCAUCAUAGGUAACGAAGCAGCAUUGUUUGAGACUGCCAGAGUCAUCAAAGGCAACGAAACCGCAUUGUUUGAGACUGCCAGAGUCAUCAAAGGCAACGAAACAGCAUUGUUUGAGACUGCAAGGGUCAUCAUAGGUAACGAAGCCGCAUUGUUUGAGACCGUUAGAGUCAUCAAAGGCAACGAAGCAGCAUUGUUUGAGACUGCCAGAAUCAUUACAGGUUACGAAACCGCAUUGUUUGAGACUGCCAGAAUCAUCAUAGGAAACGAAACCACAUUGUUUGAAACCGCCAGAAUCACAAUAGGCAACGAAGCAGCAUUGUUUGAGACCGCCAGAAUCAUCACAGGUAAAAAAACCGCAUUGCUUAAGACUGCCAGAGUCAUCAUAGUUUACGAAACCGCAUUGUUUGAGACCGCCAGAGUCAUCAAAGGCAACGAAGCCGCAUUGUGUGAGACCGCCAGAAUCAUUAUAGGCAACGAAGCAGCAUUGUUUGAGACUGCCAGAGUCAUCAUAAGUAACGAAGCCGCAUUGUUUGAGACCGCUAGAGUCAUCAAAGGCAACGAAGCAGCAUUGUUUGAGACUGCCAGAGUCAUCAUAGGCAACGAAGCAGCAUUGUUUGAGACUGUCAGAAUCAUUACAGGUUACGAAACCGCAUUGUUUGAGACUGCCAGAAUCAUCAUAGGUAACGAAAUUGCAUUGUGUGAGACUGCCAGAAUCCUCAUAGGCAAGAAAGCAGCAUUGUUUGAGACUGCCAGAAUCAUUAUAGGUAACGAAACCACAUUGUUUGAAACCGCCAGAAUCACCAUAGGCAACGAAGCAGCAUUGUUUGAGACUGCCAGAGUCAUCAAAGGCAACGAAGCAUUAUUGUUUGAGACUGCCAGAGUCAUCAAAGGCAACGAAGGAGCAUUGUUUGAAACUGCCAGAGUCAUCAUAGGUUACGAAACCGCAUUGUUUGAGACUGCCAGAAUCAUCAUAGGAAACGAAACCACAUUGUUUGAAACCGCCAGAAUCACCAUAGGCAACGAAGCAGCAUUGUUUGAGACUGCCAGAAUCAUCACAGGUAAAGAAACCGCAUUGUUUGAGACUGCCAGAAUCACCAUAGGCAACGAAGCAGCAUUGUUUGAGACUGCCAGAAUCACCAUAGGAAACGAAACCGCAUUGUUUAAGACUGCCAGAAUCACCAUAGGAAACGAAACCGCAUUGUUUGAGACUGCCAGAAUCACCAUAGGAAACGAAACCGCAUUGUUUGAGUCUGGCAGAAUCAUCAUAGGCAACGAAACAGCAUUGUUUGAGACUGCCGGAGUCAUCAUAGGUUACGAAACCGCAUUGCUUGAGACCGCCAGAGUCAUCAAAGGCAACGAAGCAGCAUUGUUUGAGACUGCCAGAAUCAUCAUAGGCAACGAAGCAGCAUUGUUUGAGACUGCCAGAAUCAUUAUAGAUAACGAAACCACAUUGUUUUGA